Messenger RNA from Rotaria sordida, 1518 nucleotides. Lineage: Eukaryota; Metazoa; Rotifera; Eurotatoria; Philodinida; Philodinidae. The record is from the annotation of a GenBank genome assembly.
AUGUUCGAUCAUUGUCAACCAGUAUUAGUUAAUAAUCUUUAUGGUUCAUUAAUAAUUAAUACUAAUGAUAAUUCUUCAUGUAUGAAAUCUAGACAAUGGUUUUUUUUCUAUGAUUAUGGUUAUACAUUAUUAAUUCGUUUGAUUAAUAUAACUCAACUACUUUCAAAUUCAUUUAUAUUUAAAAUUUAUUCAAUUAUAAAUAAUAAAAAAACACUUAUAUAUGAUUCAACAAAUAUUACAUUUGUAAAUAAUGAAAUUCAAUUUGAUGUUAAUAAGAAAAAUUCUGGUGUUUUAUUUGAAUUAAUAUCUAUUAAUCAUAAAAAUAUACAACAACAAACAUCAUUUAUAAUUGAUUAUGUUUUUCGAACUAAUUUUCAAUCACGUUAUGGACGACAAAUACUUCAAGACAAUUCCUCUUCUUCAUCAUUCAAUGCCUCUCAACCAUCAUUUAUUGCUUUGAUAUGUGUUAUUGCUUUUCUUAUUGUUGCUAUUAUUAUUGCAAUUUCAAUUCUUUGUUAUCGACAUUAUUCUCAUCGAAAACAUUCGAAAAAACAUAAUAAAUUUCGACAAGUUUUAAAUAAUCAACAAUCAACUGAUCAAAGACAUUUAGCUUCAUCAAUAACACCAUCAUCUAUUUCAUCAUAUUCAAUUCGAUCAUCUCAACAUUUAUGUUCAGAUAAUCAUUAUCCAACUCAAAUUCAACAUCAACAACAUCAACAACAUCAACAACAACAACAACAACAAAAUUCUUCACUUGGUCAAAGUAUAAGUACAUUACCAUCAAUGAUUCCCUCACGUCGUUUACAACAAUCAAUAAUGGAUGCUUAUUUAAAUGAUUUUGAUUCAUUUCAACCAACAAUAAUUGAUCCAAAAAAAUUACAUUCAUAUUUAUUUAUUGAUCUUCAUUCAACAUCAAGUGAAACAUUUCCAGAUGUUAUUUCAAAACAAUAUCCAAAUGACAAUACAACAACAAGUGGUUAUGAUACAUCAACUUGUAUUGAAGAUAGAAAUUAUAAAAAAUCUCAUCGUUAUCGUCGUCGUCGUUAUGUUUAUCAUAAUCAAAGACAACGACGUCGUUCAACACUAGCAUUAAAACGAUCAAAUGGUCCUCGAUUUCUUAUGCGUGAAAGAUCAUUACCAAAUACACUUGCUAAACUUCCACAACUUCGUCAACAAAAUCAUUUAUUUGACAUAAAAGAUCCUAAUAAUAGUAGUACAACAAGUAAUACUAAUCAAGAUCAUAUAUCAACAAAUUUAUCUACGACAACUGAUGAUUAUGAUGAUAGUCAUGCUUAUCAUGUUAAUUCAAGUCGUAUAAUGAAUACGAUUGAAGAAGAACAACCUUCAAUUAUUCAUAAAUCAUCAUCUCGACAACCAUAUGUUUUUGAAAUGGUUUCAACAUAUUGUGGUGAUGAUAGUGAUAUGCCAAAUUAUGAAGAUAUACCAAUACCAUUAAAAUCUUCUUCGUCUAUGAUAGGCAAUGGAAUCGCUUAUGUUAACGAUUCAAUUAUUGUAUAA